Drosophila eugracilis is the source of this 651-nucleotide messenger RNA. RefSeq lists its product as uncharacterized. The record is from RefSeq and is a predicted model, not a curated record. Lineage: Eukaryota; Metazoa; Arthropoda; Insecta; Diptera; Drosophilidae. The coding region runs from base 266 to 460 and encodes 64 amino acids. The transcript has 2 exons.
UUCUUUAUUCCCUACAAUUUUUUGAAAUUUGAAAUUUGUUUUAACUUUGAAUGAUUUAAAUGUAAACUGCAGAGCUUUGCGCAUAUCGGGCAUCUAGUUGGCCUUUUCCAUUGUGCUCUAAUCCCCAUAGUAAUGGGAAAAUUUUCGAGCCUCACAUUAUCCCAAAAUUGCACCCAGUGAGAAAUCUAUGUAAAUUCACAAAAUCUAUAAAGUAAAACCGACCUGACUCCGUCCUGAAAUUUGUUUCUCGUGGAGGAGCUGCAACAUGCCGUGCAUAUUUAAUCCCGGCUACAUUGGACCCGAUCCGCCCUGCUGUGACCCGGAUUGCUUGGAGGAGGGGCACUGCACUGUUCCAGAGUGUGGGGUUUGUCCGGAGUCCAAGUUACCCCGUUGCAAUCCCGCCCGAGAGACUGAGGAGAAGGCACCGAAACAGAAGACCGUAAAGGAGCAGAAGCGGUAGAAGUAUCACUAUGGAGAAAAGAGGGCGGAGUAGUGAGGAGCUUAUAACAAUAGACCUUUUGUCGUUCGGAGAUGUUCCUAACUAGCUACACAAAACUUAUUUCGUUAUAUGGCUCAUGAUUAUACAUAUCACCUUGACUUCAAAUACACUUAAAUGACUUAAUUAAAAAUCGUUAUUAUCUUCCCUGACAA